Molecule: messenger RNA, 2369 nt
Organism: Zea mays
Lineage: Eukaryota; Viridiplantae; Streptophyta; Magnoliopsida; Poales; Poaceae
Exons: 7
Coding region: 88-2271 (727 amino acids)
Biological process (GO): cellulose biosynthetic process
Cellular component (GO): membrane
Molecular function (GO): cellulose synthase (UDP-forming) activity
Source: RefSeq, marked validated
CUCGGCUCAUCAGUAUUAUUAUUAUUAUUAUUAUUCGGCUCCUGCUCAUCAGCUGCAGCAGUCGUGCUCCGGACCGGAGAAGUCGAAAUGGAGGAGAGGCUGUUCGCCACGGAGAAGCACGGUGGCCGGGCGCUCUACAGGCUCCACGCCGUCACGGUGUUCCUGGGGAUAUGCCUGCUGCUCUGCUACAGGGCGACGCACGUCCCGGCUGCCGGCUCCGGCGGCAGGGCGGCGUGGCUGGGGAUGCUCGCGGCGGAGCUCUGGUUCGGCUUCUACUGGGUCAUCACGCAGUCCGUGCGCUGGUGCCCCAUCCGCCGCCGCACCUUCCACGACAGGCUCGCCGCCAGGUUCGGAGAGCGGCUCCCCUGCGUGGACAUCUUCGUGUGCACAGCGGACCCGCGGUCGGAGCCGCCGAGCCUUGUCGUGGCCACGGUCCUGUCGGUGAUGGCGUACAACUACCCGCCCGCGAAGCUCAACGUCUACCUCUCCGACGACGGCGGCUCCAUCCUCACCUUCUACGCUCUGUGGGAGGCCUCCGCCUUCGCCAAGCACUGGCUCCCGUUCUGCAGGAGGUACGGCGUCGAGCCACGGUCGCCGGCCGCUUACUUCGCCCAGUCUGAUGAGAAGCCUCGUCAUGAUCCGCCGCACGCCUUGCAGGAGUGGACGUCCGUCAAAAACCUAUACGAUGAAAUGACGGAGCGGAUUGACUCCGCUGCUCGGACGGGCAAUGUUCCUGAAGAAACUAGAGCGAAACACAAAGGGUUUUCUGAGUGGGAUACGGGUAUUACCUCAAAAGACCACCACCCGAUCGUUCAGAUUCUGAUAGAUGGGAAAGACAAGGCUGUAGCUGACAACGAAGGCAAUGUGCUGCCGACGCUGGUGUACGUGGCACGAGAGAAGAGGCCUCAGUACCACCACAACUUCAAAGCCGGGGCGAUGAACGCUCUGAUCCGAGUAUCGUCCGUGAUAAGCAACAGCCCUAUCAUCCUGAACGUGGACUGCGACAUGUAUUCCAACAACAGCGACACGAUCAGAGACGCGCUGUGCUUCUUCCUCGACGAAGAAACGGGCCACAGGAUCGCGUUCGUGCAGUACCCUCAGAACUACAACAACCUCACCAAGAACAACAUAUACGGCAACUCCCUCAAUGUCAUCAACCAGGUGGAGCUGAGCGGCCUGGACGCUUGGGGCGGCCCGCUGUACAUCGGCACGGGAUGCUUCCAUAGGAGGGAGACCCUGUGCGGCAGGAGGUUCACCGAGGACUACAAGGAAGACUGGGACAGAGGAACCAAGGAGCAGCAGCAGCACCGCCACCGCGUCGACGGCGAGACCGAAGCGAAGGCCAAGUCGCUAGCGACCUGCGCCUACGAGCACGACGACGACACGCGGUGGGGAGACGAGGUGGGGCUCAAGUACGGCUGCUCGGUGGAGGACGUCAUCACGGGGCUGGCGAUACACUGCAGAGGGUGGGAGUCGGUGUACAGCAACCCCGCGAGAGCGGCGUUCGUCGGCGUCGCGCCGACCACGCUCGCCCAGACCAUACUGCAGCACAAGCGGUGGAGCGAGGGCAACUUCGGCAUCUUCGUUUCCAGGUACUGCCCCUUCGUCUUUGGACGACGGGGCAAAACCAGGUUGCCGCACCAGAUGGGCUACUCCAUCUACGGGCUAUGGGCGCCCAACUCGCUGCCUACGCUGUACUACGCUGUCGUCCCUUCGCUGUGCCUGCUCAAGGGCACCCCUCUGUUCCCUGAGCUCACGAGUCCGUGGAUCGCGCCUUUCGUCUACGUCGCGGUCGCCAAGAACGUCUACAGCGCGUGGGAGGCGCUGUGGUGCGGAGACACGCUGAGAGGGUGGUGGAACGGGCAGAGGAUGUGGCUGGUCCGGAGAACGACCUCGUACCUCUACGGCUUCGUCGACACCGUCAGGGACUCGCUGGGGCUGUCCAAGAUGGGCUUCGUGGUGUCGUCCAAGGUGAGCGACGAGGACGAGGCCAAGAGGUACGAGCAGGAGAUGAUGGAGUUCGGGACGGCGUCGCCGGAGUACGUGAUCGUCGCGGCCGUCGCGCUGCUCAACCUCGUGUGCCUGGCAGGGAUGGCGGCGGCACUGGAUGUGUUCUUCGUCCAGGUCGCUCUCUGCGGGGUGCUGGUGCUCCUCAACGUCCCGGUCUAUGAAGCCAUGUUCGUCAGGAAGGACAGGGGGAGGAUGCCGUUCCCGAUCACGCUAGCCUCCGUUGGCUUUGUGACGCUGGCCCUCAUUGUGCCAUUCUUUUGACUUUGAGGUGCUAAUAAUACGUGUACGGGCACACGCACGUUCGCAUGUAUGACGAUUAUGGGCAACAGGCGUGUAAUACCACUAAUACCUAUUAAACA